Messenger RNA from Daldinia childiae, 468 nucleotides. RefSeq lists its product as uncharacterized. The transcript has a single exon. Bases 1 to 468 code for a protein of 155 amino acids. NCBI's taxonomy places the organism in Eukaryota, Fungi, Ascomycota, Sordariomycetes, Xylariales, Hypoxylaceae. The record is from RefSeq and is a predicted model, not a curated record.
AUGGCCCCGCGUCAAUCCGUCCUCCCGCUCGCCUACCGAGCCUUCUUCCUUAUUAUCGAACCUAUAUCCGCCCUCGUAGGUGCCUUCUUUGCGCACUUCCGGCAAGAUGAAUAUCUCUCAAUGACAAUACAUACCGAGGCGUCGGUUUCUCUCGGGACGUCCGUCGUUCUCUCGCAGCUCGCCAACCUUUACUUGCUAUUCGCACUUAAUGAGGCCCUGGUAUUACGGUCUACGGGCGAUCUCCGGGUAUGGCGAACGGUGUUGUUCGUCUUAUUAGUCGCCGACUUCGGUCACCUCUACUCCGUGAGCGGGUUGGGAUCCUGGGUCUACUGGGACGUGACGCGUUGGAACGCUAUCGAUUACGGCAACGUCAUGUUCGUAUAUCUGGGCGCGUCGAUGAGGAUCGCGUUUCUCACCGGAGUUGGGCUAGCGGUAUCAUCACCCCCGAAGACGAAAAAGACGGCUUGA